Molecule: messenger RNA, 897 nt
Organism: Entrophospora sp. SA101
Lineage: Eukaryota; Fungi; Glomeromycota; Glomeromycetes; Entrophosporales; Entrophosporaceae
Source: the annotation of a GenBank genome assembly
AUGUCUGAAGAAGAAGUAAAAAGGUUGCUUAAAUUAGUGGAGGAAUCGUUUAAUGAAACUAUAACCGUCAAACUAGCAAAAAAAAAGAUAAGCGAACUUCCUGUUGAAGUUAUAAACUAUGCAAAUAAUUAUAAUGUUGAUAGAUUGUCAAUUGAAAGCAAUCAAUUGUCAAAACUUCCAAAUGAAAUGUCUAAUUUUACACAUUUAAGAUAUCUUAAUCUUUCUCAAAACCUUUUUAUGGAAUUUCCAGAAGCACUUUGUUUAAUGCCAAGUUUAAAAAUCUUGGAUAUUAGUAAAAAUAAAAUUCGUAAACUACCCCAAGAUUUUGGAAAAUUGAUGACAUUACAGUUGCUGAAAAUUUCAAAAAAUCAAAUAAAAAGAAUACCAAAAUAUUUUGCAGAUAUGAAAGAUUUGCAAUAUUUAAAAAUUGAUUACAAUCCAAUUAAAUUUCCACCAAAAGUUAUCCAUAUGAUGCCAAAAGGCGAAGAUAAAGAUUUAGAUGAAGGCAAAAAUAGCAGCAGUGAAGAAGAAGUGGAUUAUCAGUUUGAUUCACAAAAUAAUAGUGAUAAUAAACAAUUAAAAAAAGCAACGUCAGUUGAUAAUAUUAAUUACUUGUCAUCUAAUGUUAAUACAAGACAAAUAGUUGAUGGUGCUGGGUCAUCAUCAUCUUUAAAAACAAUCAAAGAGAAUGACCAAAUGGUGUCAAAACAAGAGAAAAAACGCCUUAAUCCAAAAUUAAGUUUGGAUUUACAACCUGUUCGUCGUAGUCGAAGUCACAGUAAUGAUUUUGAUGCAACAUUAACAAAUUUUAGAAAUACAUUUGUUAAACAUUCAAAAAGUGUAUCCACAGAUUCAAUAAAUUCAACACAGAAUCAACUCCUCAGAGCUGAUACAUAA